CAGAGGCCCAACCUCCAACAAACUCCUCGACCUCCAAUCUUGCCUGUACCUUACGAUGCGAUCGCUGUAUUCUUGUUGUAAUCUGUUCUUGCUACACUGCUCUUGACCGGACUGCCUGACUUCUGGAGAGCUCACUGUUGCGCGACUUGAGAUUGUCCUUUCUCCCCUUCGCUUUGAAUUCCCAGGUCCGGCAGAAACAUCUUCAAUUGCCUGUGAAGAACACCACUUCACUGCUGCAUGUGCGCUGCACAAAAUGACUUCAACACCGCCUCUUCAAAUCGCAUCGACUCCUCAGACUCCUCAGACUCCUUUACAUGGCGCCGCUUAUGACCGUUCUAAUACCUACUCCAAUCGACGGGCUACAAGAACAAGCUCUCGAAUUGCCUCCGCCAAUCUUCACACCACUCCCGAUGGGCGCGAAAAGAUACCUGAAGUUGAUGUGUCAGUGACCACUCCGCGUUCAUCAAGAAAAUCAAGGCCCAGGACGGCCCCUGGAAUUCAGUCGCCUGAGUCAACACCAAAGCACAAGGCACCUCGUCGUGUCCAAGUCAUCUCGCCUCCAUCACCCAACGGCGACACCCUCCCAUCAAGCACCAAUACGCUUCCUCCAUCCAAGUCGCACCUUCAACCUAUGGCAUCCUCCUCCACCACGAUCUCCGACGGCAUGCUGCCGACUCCGGUCAAAACUCCGAGGAAGAAAAUGGUUCCCAAAGCAAGCAAGGCCGCCCGUGCACUCUUCCAAGACAAUACCUUGAGUGUGAACGAUCUGGUGGACUUUGAGCAGAGCCCUAGAAGAGAUCGAAAGAAUAAACGCUACAACGGCUUCUCACUCGAAAGCUUCUCCGUCGAAAAUGAUGACGGCCGCGGGCAGGUCCAAAUUUACACCGACUCUCGUGACAGAGUUCCUCACGUCGACAAAAGUGAGUCCAAUCCCUUCAUCGAGCGGAACCUGAACGGGGAAACUACCUCUACUCGUAAAAUUGCCGGGACUUCCAAGCGCCGUAAGGUUAGUGGAGAGCGGAAGAAGCUGGAUCCACAGGUCGAAGAGGCCAUUCAGAAGGACGACGGCAUGGUUUACGUAUUCCGUGGCAAGAAGGUCUACCGACGAUUUGACGAUGAAGAGGAAGAGGAAGAAGACAUUGAUGAUGGCGAUCUCGGUCUCUUGGAGCACACGCCCAAAGACUCCGAUGUCAAGCGGCUCAGAACCCUCACCCGCCGGUCAAUCAAGCCAAAACGACUUUUCCAGACUGAAGCGCAGCAAAAAGCACGCGAGGCCGCACGGGAGGAGGAAGCUUUGACUGACAUUGAGGAACCGACCGAUCAAAGGGAAUAUGCCUCGGGAGCGUCCGGCCACAAUAAAUCAAACGACAUGUCCCCCUGCCCAGCGACAAGGAGGUCACUUCGCUCAAGUGGUCCUGCUCCUGCAAAAAAUGAAGAAGCCGAUAUAAUAGAUGCUGGUCGUCGUCCAACUCAAAAAGGGAGCCCUUUUGAUUCUUGGCCAAGACUCAAAAGCGGAGGGCGACCGGCUGCUGGUACUCCCAGGGGAAAGAAGCGCGGCGCGGCGGAUAUAUUGGAAGACAGUGUUGGGACCAUACCCGUCGAAGCCAAAAAGUCCAAGACUUGAGAUGGUGCAUAUCAGCGUUGGAUGGGUGUUGCCUUUUGUGUCUCUAGGAGAUUCCCUUCGACCGUGGGUUACUAUGAUUGUAUAAGAUGUGCUCUUGGACACAAGAGUAGUUGCUUUCAGAUGACGGUUUCCAAGCAAGGCGGUGCUGCUCCGGCUACCAGCAUUUUACAUGCAGGACUUUUGCUAUUCUCGAAACCCUUCUUAGGGAUGUGGACGUGGUGGUAUCCCGGAAUGAAUAUUUCUACUUCAAGUGUGCAGGCUGUAGCUUCUAUGCCUGGGCAAUCUUCGCUGAGACUGACAGG
This is a messenger RNA of Cladophialophora immunda, 1926 nucleotides long. RefSeq lists its product as uncharacterized. The record is from RefSeq and is a predicted model, not a curated record. The coding region runs from base 254 to 1624 and encodes 456 amino acids. NCBI's taxonomy places the organism in Eukaryota, Fungi, Ascomycota, Eurotiomycetes, Chaetothyriales, Herpotrichiellaceae. The transcript is spliced from 2 exons.